AUGGAUUCAAACCUGUCCAAGCUAAAUAUUGAUGCUGGUGCGAUUUCAUCUCGGGCGCGGAUUCGCCAGCCCGAGGAAGACUGGACAGGGAUCACCGACCCAAGUGCACGACGGAGAAUGCAAAAUAAGCUGAACCAACGUGCUCAAAGAGAAAGACGGAAAAUUAUACGCGAGCAGCAAAAAGAAGCUAUGCAGCAGAGAAAGGGUAAUCCAAGGAAAGCCUUCAUUCUCCCAAGGCCGACACAGGUAGCAAAGUAUCAGCAGCCAGCAAGCCUUGCAGAAGCGGCUCUCAUGAUGGCACAAUUCGACCAAGACGCAUAUGAAAGGUAUUCCACAGGGAACCCUUGCUUGGACCAUCUCAUAACCCUAUCCAAGUUCAACGUCCUACGUGCCUUCAUGCAGAACCUAAGCCUCCUUAGUAUUCCGCUUCAGGACAUCGAAGACGAUAUCCCAUCCCCAUUCAAUACACCCCAGCCAUCCCCUUAUGAAGACAGAAAACUUCCCCCUGGGCUUUUCCCAACCGCUGUCCAGAUUCAUGUCCCUCACCAUCCCUGGCUAGAUUGCUUUCCCUUUCCGCAAAUCCGGGACAACUUGAUCCUAGUCGCGCAUCUAUUCAAUGACUGUGAUCUCUGUACAGACAUCAUGGAUCCCGCAGAUAGAAAUGUUGGCAUGGUUAUAUGGGGUGACCCGUGGCUGGCCUCAAGCUGGGAAGUGUCUGAAUUUUUUAUCAAGAAAUGGUUCUGGGUUAUCCAAGGGUGCCCAGAAAUUAUACAGUCGAGCAACGUCUGGAGGGCGAAGAGAGGCCUCAAGAGGCUUAGUCUAAGUUGUACAUCGCUAAAUAUCCCGACCUUCGUUGAUAAAGCUACAGGAGCGUGA
Penicillium cataractarum is the source of this 876-nucleotide messenger RNA. RefSeq names its product DUF3425 domain-containing protein. Lineage: Eukaryota; Fungi; Ascomycota; Eurotiomycetes; Eurotiales; Aspergillaceae. The record is from RefSeq and is a predicted model, not a curated record. Bases 1 to 876 code for a protein of 291 amino acids. The transcript has 2 exons.